AUGGAGAAUCGCCAAACAAACCAAAUACCAUCCGAUUACAUUGAAGAAUUUUCGAACUUAAAGAGGAAAUUGGAAACCUUAUGGGACAAACAGUAUGCCGAAGACAUAUAUGAAAAUAUGAAGGAGCAGGAGCAGCGUCGAUGUAACCUAUCAUUUUAUUCUACGCCACUUGGUGACCGCAAUAGAUUGAUCAACCUUAUGGAAAGGAUAAAUAAAUCGUUCAAAUUCAACCACUGCACUAUACACCUGGCCCUGUACUAUAUGGACUGUAUACAUCAAGUAUAUAGAAUCAAGAGGGACAAGGUGGUGAUGAUGAUGCUCGUAUGCAUCCAUCUUGCCGCCCAAAUCGAGGACACCGUUACAACUAUUCCUCGAUUCUGUGAUAUGAAUAUAGUAGUCGGCAAUGUCUAUAACGUUCGCGAGUUCAAGUCUGUGGAGCGUAGGAUUCUACGCUUCAUGAAAUUCGAAAUGCUGCGUCCCACCACCGCCAGUUUUGUGCAGCUUUUUAGUACUCGUUUCCUCACCCAGGAUGAUUUUGUGGGCUACUUCGAAGAGAUGAAACGACGUCCAAUCUACGAAAAGUUUCCCCGUUACAUCAGCUUCGAACAUAUGUAUCUAGAAAUACUCUGCAAGCUGCACAAGGUGUCGGACUAUACACUGAAGAUACCCGAAUUUUGCAGCGUACCUCCAUCGAUGUUGGCGGCCGUCUGCAUCGCAUUUGUGCGAAAGAUAAGCUUAAUAGAACCCUGGACACCCUAUCUACAGGAGCUGACUGGAUAUAGUGAGUCUCAAAUAGAGCCAUACCUCAACCCCCUACGACUGUUCCAUGAGGACGAGAUUCGUAAUGAGCGUACGAAUGUCCGCUGUCUGCUUCCACCUAGCCAUCUGUCAGCUGGCCAAGAACAAAAUAUCCACAACAAGCCAACCGGAGUAGUUGAAAACAACAAUAAUAUUAACGUUCAGCCCGAGAUGCCACCUCCUGAAUUGCCGACAACUUCUAAGCGUCGUCAGCAAAUGAACGAUGAUGUCGAGCCCCAUUUUCAUCCCAGCAAGAAGCAGAAGAAACAUUAG
Molecule: messenger RNA, 1071 nt
Organism: Drosophila bipectinata
Lineage: Eukaryota; Metazoa; Arthropoda; Insecta; Diptera; Drosophilidae
Source: RefSeq, a predicted model, not a curated record